Molecule: messenger RNA, 958 nt
Organism: Hyaloscypha bicolor E
Lineage: Eukaryota; Fungi; Ascomycota; Leotiomycetes; Helotiales; Hyaloscyphaceae
Exons: 1
Coding region: 220-714 (164 amino acids)
Source: RefSeq, a predicted model, not a curated record
CGAAGUCCCAUGCCGAGAGCGACGUGUCACACUGUCCUAUCCCAUAUCGCCGUCCGCAGAAGUAUGCAGGACGGAGUAUCACAGAGUUGAAGCGAAUCACAGCCACCGCUCUGUGGAAUUUCGCAGAAAAUGCACGCCAAGUUGAUGCGGCUCUCCCUCAGUACCUCAGAGCAUGGCAAACGGCUUCAUAUUUGACCUUCGUGGUCCAGCAACGCAAAGAUGACGUUCUCGAGCAUCGCUCUUGACAGUCGACAGAUAUAUAGAGUCCUUAAUACUUUUCUUUACCUUAAGCCAACGAGAAGGGAAGCCCUGAACAGAAUCUUCAUGUUAUAUCGGGAUUUGGAUGGAGGGUUUCUCCCUGAUACUCCUAAAUCCUUCCAAGUACAUCGAGCAUGUCACCAGACUCUUGGAUUAUGCCUGUCUUUUGUGCUUGAUCCACUCACUAUUUUCUGUUCUGUCAUAUCAGACCCAAGGCUUUGUUGUCCAAAAAAUCCACCUUUCCAUUCGAUUCCCCAUAACUUCAAACAGUACAAACUGACAGCUGCUCCUCUCUGUGACCUCCGGCCUGAGGUUGGCUUUUUCUACUUCCCUAUAACUGACCCUUUGGGAGAGUCUGACCGGGGAAUCGCUACAGCAACCUGGAAACACCUUGGCACUACAGAUAUGAGGAACUUGAAGCACUUGGCACUAGGCUUAACUUUCUGUAGGCGUUAGGGAAAAUAAUUUUCCUAUUCCGGACUGUUUAGUGAUUUUCCUUUUGAGGCAUUGUCCCAGGACUCCGGAACAAUCUUAAUCGAGCACUCGUUAACUUCUUGUCACCUAGGGCUUCACUACCGGUGGGGUCAGAGCCGGAACUUGGUCGAAUAUUGGCACCAUCUUCCUCACCUCGAAAGAAUCACUCUCGUCUUUCCCACCAAAGCAUCCAAGUCAACGGCCGGAAAUGUGCUAGAAGAGAGUG